GCUAUAUUAGAGCUUGGUGCUCCUCUGAUUUUCUCUUCUGUUCUGUAUCACUCUCAAGCGAAUCUUCAUCUACUCAAAUCCAUUCACCCACCUACCAACCAAAUCAAUCCUCAUGCAGAACGAACGCGGCCAAGGUGUCUCUCACGCCACUGACUCUUCAGUCCCCGGCAAGAUCCAAGAGAAGGCUCCCGCUAAGCUCGAGCACGAACUGCCCGACUCCCUCCACAACACUGGAUCGAACAAGGAGACCGGCAAGGUCAGCCACGCCGUCGGUGACAGCAAGGUCCCUCAAGCGCUCCAGGAGGCCCUCCCCGAGAAGGUUGAGCGCGCUGUCCCCAAUUUCAUCCACGACACCGGAAAGAAGUAGAUGUCCGCUACAAAGAUGAAUGAAACAGCCAGCCAGAAUAUGUAGUCAUGAUAUAUAACGAAUUCAACUUUGCAUGAUUCAUACCUCAAAUAC
Molecule: messenger RNA, 460 nt
Organism: Aureobasidium subglaciale EXF-2481
Lineage: Eukaryota; Fungi; Ascomycota; Dothideomycetes; Dothideales; Saccotheciaceae
Exons: 2
Coding region: 113-367 (84 amino acids)
Source: RefSeq, a predicted model, not a curated record